ACGACUUUACGACCGUCGGUUGACGUGGCCGGCGUUGUUCAGCAUACCGGGCCGAUUUAAAUUCAGUUAAGCCCUUAACUGCUCCUCCGGUUUGCUGGUUUAAAAAAAACAAACAACAAAAAACAAAAGAACAACUGGUUCUUGUCCGUUUUUCUUCUUGACGUUUUACCGUCUAUCUUUUUGUAGCUGCGUCAGAAAAUGUCGGGGAAAAUGAAGAGCAGGAACGCGGCGAACGCCGACUCGGUGUCGGGCAGCGUGCCGUGUGAUGAGCGCAUCCUGAAGGACUGCCAUCAACUCUACACCGACACAGACAGCGGAUUAAUAGCAAUAGCUCAGUCUGUUGGCGUGACUUUGCUGCCUCCCAGGAAGAAGAUCACUGUGGUGCUGAUGGGAAACCACUCGGCUGGAAAAAGCUCCUUCAUUAACUGGUACAUAGAGGAGCACAUCCAAAGGACAGGAGUUGCGAUUGAGACACAGGGCUUCACUUUUGUUACUAGCGGGCGUAAGAGGGAGUCGCUCACGGGAAAUGCAACUCUCCACCUGUACCCUCACUUUAAAGCACUUCAGGAGUUUAAAGGCGUGUCUGAAUACGUUGGCACCGAGAUCUGCACUUCUCGGCAGAAGCGUUUCAGUUUGGUGACUUUUGUGGACACUCCUGGACUGGUGGACGGGGAUAUGAAGUAUCCCUUUGACGUGGACCAGGCAAUCCUUUGGCUAGGUGAUGUGUGUGACUUGAUCCUGGUCUUCUUCGACCCGAUGGGACAGGCUCUGUGCAAACGCACACUCAACAUCGUGGAGCAACUCAAUGAAAGGCAAGGAGAUCGGCUCCGCUUUUACCUCAGCAAAGCUGAUGAGGCUGGAUCAGAGUCAGACAGACAGAGAGUGAUGAUGCAGAUUGUGCAGGAGUUGUGUAAACGUCCAGGACUCAACAAGUGUGGCUUUGACAUGCCUACCAUCUAUAUCCCCAAUCCCAACAAGCCCAGUCGAUGUGUGAAUCAGAUCGAGGAGGUGUGUCGCACCAUAGAGAAGACCAUAAACCAGACGGUGCAGAACACCCUCAACACGUUGGAGAAGGACUGCGAGAUCAUCUGCACGGCUGUUACUGAUACGCUCAACAACGACCGGCAGUGCAGUGUGGAGAACAGGCGUGCCCGCUGUAAGAGUUGUUUUUUGGGUUUGCUGGGCUUCAGCGUACCCUUACUGCUGCUCUUCGCUCUGGUGCUUGGCAGUCUGUCCAGAGAAGUGCUGGAGUUAGCAUUGGGUUCUGAAGGCACUGAUACACUCUCACUCUAUCUGGCUCCGGUAGUGAAGGCGUUUGAUUCACUGUCUGUGGAAACCCAGUUGUAUGUUUGUGGUGGCCUUGUGCUGCUCUCCUUCAUCCUCCUUAUCCUCGCCCGCUUCUCUUCUCGCACGAGGCCGACUCUGUCCGGAAAACAAAAGAGGCAGUUGCAGGAAAAACUGGAGUAUGUGCAGGAGGUGGUGAAAACAAAAAAGAAGAAGCUGUAUGAGGAGUACCUCCGGCAGAGUGUUGGUGAUCAGGAUAUGAACUAAGGUUUUAUGUUGAAGAUCUACUGGAGUGAUGAAUGGAAACAGCAGUGAACAAAUAGUAAUAAUGAAAUCAAUAACCACAAAACAUUCCUGUACUGUAGAAGAGCAGUGAUAGUGUAGACUCAAGCUUUUCAGGAUCACCCUCCAGAAGCUACGCACCAGCAUUUUUCAACUCUGAUGGGGAGGGGUGUAAAUUUAUCAAAUGUUUAUCAAUGGUUUUCAAGGAUGCUGUUGUAGCACGCACUUGGAUCAUGUCCAAACCAAGACAUGCACUGUUCAGUAUUUUUUUUUUUUUUUAACCAUCUUAUUAACAAGUUACCUGCCACAUAUUCUCCACAACAACCUUACAGCUUAGCAUGAUCCGUUUUUGAAGCAAAUGCCUUGCACUGCCUUUGUCGUGCAUUCGUUGUGCUUUUUUUUUUGAAUUCUCGUUUCAAGUUUAAAACGUAUACCUCACUGUGUGAUUUGAACACCAUGAAAAGAAACAAUCAUUUAUCGUUUACAAUACAACUUCCAAAUGAAACUUGGACGAAAGCUGUGUCAGGACAGGAAUUUUACUAAACAAGAAUACAGUGCUUGUGUGCCUUUUGUCAUUUUUUAACUGUUUUCUUAUUGUAGCACUCAUAAUAAAGUAAAAUGUACAAUCUGA
This is a messenger RNA of Ictalurus punctatus (channel catfish), 2197 nucleotides long. RefSeq lists its product as uncharacterized. The record is from RefSeq and is a predicted model, not a curated record. The transcript has 12 exons. Gene Ontology annotation, molecular function: GTPase activity; GTP binding. Bases 199 to 1551 code for a protein of 450 amino acids. NCBI's taxonomy places the organism in Eukaryota, Metazoa, Chordata, Actinopteri, Siluriformes, Ictaluridae.